Molecule: messenger RNA, 3699 nt
Organism: Ziziphus jujuba (common jujube)
Lineage: Eukaryota; Viridiplantae; Streptophyta; Magnoliopsida; Rosales; Rhamnaceae
Product: receptor-like kinase TMK3
Exons: 2
Coding region: 442-3360 (972 amino acids)
Biological process (GO): protein phosphorylation
Molecular function (GO): ATP binding; protein kinase activity; protein binding
Source: RefSeq, a predicted model, not a curated record
GAGAAAAGGAAAAAAUGAAAGAUAGCAGAGAGAAGGAGUGGACUGACUACUCUCUUUACUUUUUUGAGGCUUCACCCUCUCUAAAACUAAUGGAUAAAACUCCUAAAUAAAACGUCUCCAUCUCUACCUGUCUCUUUCUUAAAAGUUGAAUUUCCUGUCUUUCACAUUUGGUUCUUCAAUCCUCAGCAUUUUCCUUGGAAAAAAAAAAAAAAACCUUUCUUUUGUCCUGCUCACCACAUGGGUCUUCAACUAUGGAGUGACCACAAUUUCAGGUCAUGUUUUCUUCUCCUUUUAUGACUCUGUCUCUGCGUUUCUGAAUUGGGUUUGGCUUUUUUACAAUUUGAUUUUGGUAUAAGAGUUGGGUAGGAUCAUAAUUCAUGUGGUUUUCUGGGUACAUUGUUUCACUGUUCUUAGUCAGUUAGUUUUAGCGGGAGAGUGGCCAUGGAGGAACUUGGACGCAAAAGGCUAUGUAUUUCUCUUACUUUGUGCUUCUUCUUAAUGGGACUGGUUUUUGGUGCCACUGAUCCCAAUGACCUGAAAGUGAUCAACGAUUUCAGGAAAGGCUUAGAGAAUGCAGAGCUUUUGAAAUGGCCAGAUGAUGGAAAUGACCCUUGCGGCCCUCCUUCAUGGCCUCAUGUUUUCUGUUCUGGUGACAGAAUAUCACAGAUUCAGGUUAGGGGUCUGGGUCUUAAAGGACCUCUGCCUCAGAACUUUAAUCAGCUCUCAAAGCUCUCUAAUUUAGGUCUCCAAGGAAACUUGUUCAAUGGGAAAUUGCCUAGUUUUAGUGGUUUAUCAGAGUUGGAAUUUGCUUAUUUGGAUAACAAUGAAUUUGAUACAAUCCCAUCCGAUUUCUUUGAUGGGCUUAGCAGUGUCCGGGUCUUGGCUUUGGAUUACAACUCGUUCAAUGAAAGUACUGGAUGGUCUCUUCCUGAUGAGUUACAGAAAUCAGUCCAAUUGACAAAUCUUUCUCUGGUUCAGUGUAAUUUGGCUGGACCAAUUCCAGAAUUCCUAGGGACACUGCCUUCUCUGACAGUGCUAAAACUUUCCUACAAUAAACUAACCGGUGAGAUACCGGUGAGUUUUGGAGCCUCGUUGGUGCAAAUCUUAUGGUUGAACGAUCAAGAUGGUGAAGGUAUGAGUGGUCCAAUUGAUGUAAUUUCAUCAAUGACAUUGUUGACACAAGUUUGGCUACAUGGAAACCAAUUUACGGGGACAAUUCCUGAUAAAAUUGGUGAUCUUACUUCGCUGAAGGAACUCAACCUUAAUGGAAACAAAUUUGUUGGUCAGGUUCCUCUAAGCUUGGCAGAUAUGGAGCUUGAAAAACUGGACUUGAGCAACAACCUGCUAACCGGUCCAAUUCCAAAGUUUAAGGCUGGUAAUGUUACGUAUGCUUUCAAUUAUUUUUGUCAACCUGAUCCUGGCCUUCUAUGUGCUCCAGAAGUUACUGCACUUUUGGAUUUUCUUCAUGAUGUGAAAUACCCUUUAAAUCUUGUUGCUGAGUGGUCUGGGAAUGAGCCAUGUAAAGGGCCAUGGUUGGGAUUGAGUUGUAAUCCAAAGUCUGAGGUUUCUGUUAUCAAUUUGCGCGGACAAAACCUAAAUGGUACUGUGAGUCCCUCUAUUGCAAAGUUAGAUUCACUACUUGAAGUAAGAUUUGCAGGAAACCACCUAAAUGGUACUAUUCCUAAAACUGUUGCUGAAUUGAAAUCUUUGAGAUUAUUAGAUUUAAGUGGAAACAAUUUUCAGCCUCCAUUACCAAAAUUUCAUGAUAGUGUGAAGGUAAUCACACUGGGGAAUCCUCUUUUGGCUGCCAAUCAAUCUACACCAGCUGCUUCACCUGUUGGAAGCCCCCCAAUCAAUAGCUCACGAUCUCCACCACACAACCUAUCAUCAGGUAGUGAACAAUCACCACCAUCAUUUGUUUCACCUUCCCCAACUUCAAUUUCCAACCCUUCUAGCUCUGUCCAAGUUGAACCCCAUUCUAAAAAUUCCGGAAGAUUUAAUUCAGCUAUAGUUGUGGCUGCAAUUUCUGUUGUUGUUGUUUUAGUUCUUCUGCUUAUUCCUCUGUGUAUAUAUUUCUGUAAGAAGAGGAAAGCUACCUCAGAGGUUCCCAGUUCCAUCGUAAUUCAUCCUAGAGAUCCAACUGAUCCAGACGACAUGGUUAAGAUUGCAGUUUCGAAUAACACCACGGGAAGUUUAUUAACUCAAACCGUGAAUAGUUCAGCAAGUAACAACAGCACUGGAACUGAAAGCUCUCAUCUCAUUGAGGCUGGGAACCUCACUAUCUCUGUUCAAGUUCUUCGAAAGGGGACCAAAAAUUUUGCACCUGAAAAUGAGCUUGGAAGAGGUGGAUUUGGAACUGUUUAUAAAGGAGAACUAGCAGAUGGAACAAAAGUAGCUGUUAAGAGAAUGGAAGGUGGGGUGAUUAGCAGCAAAGCAGUGGAAGAAUUUCAGGCUGAGAUUGUUGUUCUUUCCAAGGUCAGGCAUCGGCAUUUGGUUUCUCUUUUGGGGCAUUCCAUUGAAGACAAUGAGAAGCUUCUUGUCUAUGAGUAUAUGCCUCAAGGUGCUCUUAGCAGCCAUCUUUUCCAUUGGAAGAAGCUGAAUUUGGAGCCAUUAUCUUGGAGCAAGAGACUAACAAUUGCACUGGAUGUUGCUAGAGGGAUGGAGUAUCUACACAGCUUAGCCCACCAAACUUUCAUACACCGUGAUUUGAAAUCUUCUAAUAUUCUUCUAGGGGAUGACUUCAGGGCAAAAGUUUCAGAUUUCGGGUUGGUCAAACUUGCUCCUGAUGGCAAAAAUUCUGUUGCAACUAAGCUUGCUGGGACAUUUGGAUAUCUUGCACCUGAAUAUGCAGUGAUGGGGAAGAUCACCACAAAAGUCGAUGUGUUCAGCUAUGGAGUAGUGCUAAUGGAGCUCUUGACCGGAUUAAUAGCACUGGAUGAGAGCCGCUCAGAGGAAAGCCGGUAUUUGGCUGAAUGGUUUUGGCGGAUCAAGUCGAGCAAAGAGAAGCUAAUGGAUGCUGUUGAUCCAGCUCUUAAAGCUGAUGAAGAUACUUUUGGAACCAUCUGCGUAAUAGCUGAACUGGCAGGACAUUGCACUGCAAGGGAGCCACACCAUCGGCCUGAUAUGGGCCAUGCUGUGAAUGUUCUAGCUCCACUAGUCGAGAAAUGGAAGCCAGUUAAUGAUGAAUUAGAAAGCUUCUCGGGCAUUGAUUAUAGCCUACCACUUCCACAGAUGUUAAAGGUUUGGCAGGAAGCAGAAAGCAGAGUGGUCAGCUAUAAUAGUCUUAGUGACAGCAAGGGAAGUAUUCCAGCAAAGCCUAUUGGAUUCGCUGACUCCUUCACUUCUACAGAUGGCCGAUGAGCAUUGGUAAUUAAAAUCAGUGCAAAUAAGUUGCUUAUUCAUCUCAAUGGAUGCAUUUUGUGAUUUCAACAAGUUUCUUUUUGGUUACCGCAUAUCAUGUUUCCUCAUAGAGCAGUCUUAUGAGAAUCAUCAUUUCCAACGGUUUGUUUUAGAUAGAGAUUCUGUUGAUUCAACUUUCUUUAUUUAUUAUUCCUUGACCUAUAUAUAUACAUUUAUAGAGUGUGAUUGUCAACUUGGUUGGUCUUAUAUAUGUUGCCUUUUGCAAAGAACAUUGAUGUUGAAAUGUGUCGAAUCUUAUAGAACAUAAAUUUUCAUGUUAUCGUCAUAAACUUUUGUUGA